AUGUCGUACGUCGCCUGGCAAGCCAAUUACAAGACCAAGGCCAGCGCGGUCAAGGCUUGCUUCCAUGGCCCGCGCGUCGGUUCGCUGGCCAAUUCCAAGGUUGGCCUCGAGUCCAUCGUUGCCAAACCCACAGGGCGACCACCGCUCUUCAGCAUCGUCCUCGAGCCAGGCACCAAGACGGACUUUGACGAGAGCACCAUCUCGAGCCGCAUCAAGGUCAUAUCCGAGCCUUUCUCAGCCCCGCUCUGCCUCGACCGCCACGUGCCGUGCCCCACUCUGCGGGGCGUCGCCGAGCCCAUGGACAAGCUGCUCGCUACGACGUCCCCUUAUCACAACAAGCUCGAGGAGGCCGGCACCACCCGGCCCGGCGACGAGUUCAGCCUGGUCGAUGCGGCCAAGAGGCUUCUGGGUCGCGCCGUCAACGGGUAG
Pseudozyma flocculosa PF-1 is the source of this 429-nucleotide messenger RNA. RefSeq lists its product as uncharacterized. The transcript has 2 exons. NCBI's taxonomy places the organism in Eukaryota, Fungi, Basidiomycota, Ustilaginomycetes, Ustilaginales, Ustilaginaceae. The coding region runs from base 1 to 429 and encodes 142 amino acids. The record is from RefSeq and is a predicted model, not a curated record.